AUGGCGUCCCUUCCCAAGGAAAUGAAGGCUCUCCGAUAUGAGAAGCCAGAGGAUUGGUCCAUCGUCAAGGUUCCGCUACCGGAGCUGCGCGAUAAUGACGUCUUGGUGCAGGUCAAGGCCUGCGGCCACAUCCACGAGGGCGAAUUCAUUGCCAAGUUCCCCCUGAUCCCGGGCCAUGAGACGGUCGGGCUGAUCGCCGCCGUUGGCAAGGACGUCAAGGCCUUCAAGGUUGGCGACCGUGUCGCCGCCGACAACAGCGAGCUUUGCAACGAGUGCUUCUACUGCCGCCGUGGCCAGCCCCUGCUAUGCGAGAACUUCAAUGCCCAUGGCGUCACCAUGAACGGAGGUUUCGCCGAGUACUGCGCCUAUCCCGCCGCAAAGGUCUUCAAGUUCCAGAACCUGGAUUGGGUUGAUGCCACGCUGCUCGAGCCCGCAUCCUGCGCCUGCCACGGCCUCGAGAAGAUCCGGCCCAAGCUGGGCUCCCACGUCCUCAUGUUUGGGGCUGGCCCUACUGGUCUUAUGCUCGCCCAGUUGCUGCGACAAAACGGCGGCUGCCAGGUCACCAUUGCCGCCCCCAAGGGCCUCAAGAUGGAGCUGGCCAAGAGCCUCGACGCGGCCGACACCUACAUCGAGCUCUCGCGCGAGAAGCCCGAUGCGCAGUUUGCCCAGCUCAAGAAGGACAACCCGUACGGCUUCGACAUUGUCGUCGAGGCCACGGGCUCCGUCAAGAUCCUUGAGGAUGCCAUCAACUACGUCCGUCGCGGCGGCACCCUGGUCGUCUACGGCGUAUACGCCAGCUCCGCCAAGGUGUCGUGGCCCCCGGCCAAGAUCUUUGGCGACGAGAUUACCAUUAUUGGCUCCUUCUCCGAGACAUACAUGUUCCCUGCCACCAUCGAUUACCUCGAUUCUGGCAAGGUCAAGACCAAGGGCAUCGUCAACAAGACAUUCAAGCUCGAGGAUUUCGGCAAGGCGCUCCAGAGCAUCAAGGACAAGAGCGCCAUCAAGGCCGCCAUUGUUUUCGACUAG
Molecule: messenger RNA, 1026 nt
Organism: Hirsutella rhossiliensis
Lineage: Eukaryota; Fungi; Ascomycota; Sordariomycetes; Hypocreales; Ophiocordycipitaceae
Product: alcohol dehydrogenase groES-like domain-containing protein
Exons: 9
Coding region: 1-1026 (341 amino acids)
Molecular function (GO): oxidoreductase activity; zinc ion binding
Source: RefSeq, a predicted model, not a curated record